Messenger RNA from Sporisorium graminicola, 615 nucleotides. RefSeq lists its product as uncharacterized. Lineage: Eukaryota; Fungi; Basidiomycota; Ustilaginomycetes; Ustilaginales; Ustilaginaceae. Bases 1 to 615 code for a protein of 204 amino acids. The transcript has a single exon. The record is from RefSeq and is a predicted model, not a curated record.
AUGCUACACUCUUCCCUCGCCGUCGUUCUCAAGUUCGUCGCCGCGGUUCUCGUGGUGUCCAUCCACCCUGCUUACUCGGCCAUGACUCGCGUCCCGCUUGGCCUGCUGACGCUCGCCCGUCGAAGUGAUCGCAGGCAGGCCCCCUCUCAGGCGCAGUGUUGGCCUACCAAGCUCCAACCCAACAAGCCGGGUUACCAAGACCGUUGCGGCGCCGUAAGCGAUCCGAAGCACCCCUGCCUGACGCAAUGGAACGGUGAUUUGAGCCAUGUCCAAGCUCGUCCCUAUCUCGAGCCACUCGCCAUCGAACGGACUCUUUUCAUCAAGGACGAAAACAUGCUCGAUUUCUCCAUGGAUAAACCAGAGGACGCUUUCAUCGUCACCUACCUCGAUGGCGGCAACACUCAACUUAUCUAUUCGGGCUACGAUCAGCAGAGUGGAUGUUAUAACAUCACGCUGCGAGGAGGACAAGAUGACCCGCGUUGGAGGAUUUGGGUAUCGGACGAUAAGGGGAACGAUAGAGACGUUGACACCCGUCAUCACCCCGAGACAACGCAAACGCUUUGCACAAAGUGGAUGCACGUGCAUGUCAAGAAAGACGGUGGCAGCAAUUAUUAG